UCAAUAUAGUUCACCCCCAUAACCACAAAAUCCUUUUAUAUUUCCUUUCCAGCUGCGGCCUAAGCAUAAUGCCCUGACCCAUCUCACGUGGUCCCAUCCUUUUUUCCGAUUAUUAAACCAUAGUUGUUAUUAUUUUAACCCUGAUUAAAAUUCUACCCCGAGUCCUCCCUUUUUAGCUCUUGUUCGGCCCGUACUCUGCUUCUUCACUGAUUAAGCUCUGCUGCCUGCCUCCUAUCUCUUCAACGUUCACAAUGGGCGCAUUUCACCGACUCAACUUGCUCCAUUUCACGCUCUCUUUAGUUGUCAUUGCCGUCAAUGGCCACAAUAUAACGGCCAUUCUCGAAGGUUUUCCAGAUUACUCUGUUUACAAUAGUUUCCUCACCCAAACAAAGCUGGCCGAUGAGAUUAACACCCGAGAGACCAUCACUUGCCUUGUCCUCAACAAUGGGGCUAUGUCUGCCCUCACAUCCAAACACCCCCUUUCCGUCGUCAAAAACAUCCUCAGCCUUCACGUUCUUCUGGACUACUAUGACCCCCAAAAGCUCCACAAAAUCUCUGAUGGCACUACCCUCACCACCACGCUUUACCAAACUACUGGUAAUGCCCCUGGAAACCUUGGUUUCGUCAACAUCACCGACCUCCAAGGUGGCAAAGUCGGCUUCGGCUCCGCAAUUCCUGGCUCCAAACUCGACUCAUCUUACACCAAGUCUGUUAAGCAGAUUCCCUACAAUAUCUCUAUCCUUGAGAUCAGCGCUCCGAUUAUCGCUCCGGGUAUCUUAACGGCUCCGGCCCCGUCGUCUUCUGGCGUCAACAUUACCGGUUUGCUUGAAAAAGCCGGCUGCAAGACUUUUGCUAGUUUGCUUACCAGCAGUGGCGUGCUUAAGACUUACGAGUCGGCGCUUGAUAAAGGGUUGACCGUUUUUGCUCCGUCCGAUGAAGCUUUUAAAGCUGAAGGUGUCCCUGAUUUGGGCAAGCUCACCAAUGCAGAACAAGUCUCACUUCUAGAGUAUCACGCCUCGCCGGAUUACAAACCUAAGGGAACGUUGAAGACGACGAAGGACCCGAUCAGUACAUUGGCGACUAACGGCGCUGGAAAGUACGAUCUGACAGUUACAACCGCCGGCGACUCGGUGACACUACACACAGGGGUUGGCCCAUCCAGGGUCGCCGAAGCAGUUUUUGACUCACCGCCGGUCGCCAUUUUCACCGUUGACAACGUUUUGCUCCCUUCUGAGCUGUUCGGCAAGUCACCGUCGCCAGCACCAGCCCCGGAACCAGUUUCUUCGCCUUCACCGACACCAUCUUUAUCUCCAAGCCCAUCCCCAAUGUCUGAAGCACCGUCACCACUUGCAGCUUCACCACCAGCUCCACCAACUGGCACCCCCGUCGGAUCCCCGGCCGAUUCGCCAGCUGGCUCGUCAGAGAACAGCACAUCGGAUAAUGCCGCCGGUCACGUGAGUGCUCCUCUUUUGGGCACCAUCAUUUUCACCGUCUUUGCCACUGUCGUUUCAUCAGUUAUCUUGUCCUGAAUCGUAAUUAUGCCAGUCCGUUAAUUUGUUCUUUCCUUAGUUUUUUUUUUUUUGAGAUUAUUUAAUUUGAGUAGAGAGGGCUUUUCUUAUCUAAUUUAUGUGGUUGAGAGCUUUGUUAAACGUUUGUUUUUGUUGAUUACAAUUUAUUAAUCGUAAAUUAAAGAUUUAUACAAGAAAAAGAGGAAUUGAGUGUUGGGAAGUGGGAAA
Messenger RNA from Gossypium raimondii (Peruvian cotton), 1736 nucleotides. RefSeq names its product fasciclin-like arabinogalactan protein 10. Lineage: Eukaryota; Viridiplantae; Streptophyta; Magnoliopsida; Malvales; Malvaceae. The record is from RefSeq and is a predicted model, not a curated record. Gene Ontology annotation, cellular component: plasma membrane. The transcript has a single exon. Bases 252 to 1529 code for a protein of 425 amino acids.